Messenger RNA from Vombatus ursinus (common wombat), 1540 nucleotides. RefSeq names its product multivesicular body subunit 12A (gene MVB12A). Bases 274 to 1098 code for a protein of 274 amino acids. Gene Ontology annotation, cellular component: ESCRT I complex; cytosol. The transcript is spliced from 9 exons. The record is from RefSeq and is a predicted model, not a curated record. Gene Ontology annotation, biological process: receptor catabolic process; viral budding; virus maturation. Lineage: Eukaryota; Metazoa; Chordata; Mammalia; Diprotodontia; Vombatidae.
UGGCUCGGGUUGUGCGCCGCGCCACACUUCGCGGCUUUGAGCCAGAGAUUUAUGGGAAGACUGUUUGCGCAGGCGCGCCUAGUUCGCCGAAUUGACUUGUGGUUCCUGUAGUUUCUGUAGACAGCCGCCGGCGGGUCCGAAAUCCGGCGAGCUGUGGGCGGCUGCCGGGGCCGGGAUUCCAGGCUUGGUCACCUCUGCGGCCCUAGCCCCUCUCUUCGGCAGCCCUAACACCCCUCAUUCCGCUUCCUUUCGCCUUGAUCCGCAGCUCCUAGGAUGGAUCCCGGGCCCGCCCCUGACGGGGCCCCGAUAGUUGGCCUGGCCUGGGUUUUGGCUUCGGCUGUCCCUCCCCGGGGCUACAGCGCGAUCACAAGCACAGUGGAGGGGACACCUGCCAACUUUGGAAAGGGAUUUGCACAAAAGUCUGGCUACUUCCUGUGCCUCAGUCCUGGGGAAACUGGACCUGGCAGUGCCGACAGCAGUGAGACUCCCCAGGAAAAUGUGGUCACAGAUAUCCAGAUCCUAAAUGAGAAAACACCUCUUCCCAUGGGCUUCACCUAUAUCAGCGAGUUCCUAGAUACCAAGGCAUCCGUAUCAAAAAAGAAACGGGUCUGCAUGAAGCUGGUCCCCCUUGGAGUGGCUGAUACGGCUGUGUUUGAUGUCCGACUGAGUGGCAAGAGCAAAGUGGUUCCAGGAUACAUGCGUGUUGGGGAAAUAGGUGGCUUUGCAGUUUGGUGUAAGAAAGGUAAAGUCUCCAAGCCCAAGCCCCUUCCUAAGCCUCGGAACAUCAGCUUGGGGAUGAGUGGCCUCUCACUGGAUAAGUUCAGCUCAGAGAAGCCAUCCACAUUGAGCUCAAGACAAGGGACCAUCAGGAGGAGUGAUUCCAUCUAUGAGGCAUCUAGUCUAUAUGGCAUCUCAGCCAUGGAUGGGGUUCCCUUCAUCCUGCACCCCAAGUUUGAAGGCAAAGACAAUGGUCCAACGGGCUUCUCUACUUUUGCUGACCUGACCAUCAAAUCUCUGGCUGACAUCGAGGAGGAGUACAACUAUGGCUUUGUGGUGGAGAGGACAGCAGCAGCCCGCCUGCCUCCCAGUGUCUGUUAGCUCCCAGUGGAGAAGGAGUCAGCCUUCAAGAUUCUGGAAUGGGCACAGCCGGUGCAUUGCUAACCACAGUGCCUCUCUUCUUCUUCCUCUUGCUCUCUCUGCCCGUUGGGUGACACUACACUCCAUGGUCCCUUCUGAUGUCUGGAAGCCUACAGCCUGUCACAGCAUCUCGGGGACAGGCAGCUCAGCCCCUAACGGGAACCUGAGAAUUUCCCACUGAUGGUGCCUGGUGAAGGUGUGGGGAAAGGAGGGGUCCUGAAGAUAUUCUGCCAAGUACCAGAGGUUAUGCUCUGGCACAAGUAUCUCAGAGGGUUCCCUGCCCCAGAGCUGAUAUGGCUCUUGGCAGACAGGGAACAAAAUAAGUGCCUUGGACUUUUUUUUCCUGGUGCUAAGCCUGCAGGACUGGCUCAAUUUGCUCUUAGUAAUAAAGACUUCUUCUUGA